UUUACCAGGCACGUUCUGUGAACUGGCAGUGGCUCUAGAUAUUUGUGACGACGAGACACUGAGCUGGACAGGCACAGUCUCCGCCCCACAGACUCACAGUCGAUGGAGAAAAAGACACAAGUAACGUGGAAGUGACCAUAAAAUUUCCUUACUUAUCAAAACAAUAUGUGAUUUAGAGCCUCUCACUUCUCCAGCACUUCCUAUAUACACGGUGAUUGCAGAGAAAAUAAACCCGGUCGUAAAUUAUGAGUUGGAGCAAAUUAAUUUUAAAAUAAAAUAGCAAUGGUCUAUCUUUGAAAUCUUUUCAAGGUUUUCAUAGGGGAAAAGAAAACGGGAGAUGGGUGUAAUAGGUUUGACUGAUGUGACCUGGGAUCUCCGAAAGGAAAAAAAACAACAACGAAGCGGCAGCCCUGGGAGCAUCAGAGACAAGGCUGGGGAGGCGGCCCCAGCUCACACUUUCCUUGAGAGCUCGAGCUGAACCCGGUGCAGUAAGGAUGCAGCUCCCCGCACCGCCACCGGGAAGUCCUCCUGGACGUCCCGAACGCCCUGGGGGCUGCGCCAGCAGGGACGCCCGGCCCUGUCCUCGGCUUCUCGAGGCACCGGCGACACACGAUCUCCCCGCUUCCCCGGGCUUCGGCCCGGUUCGGGUCCGCGCUGGGCCGGGGCUCCGCGGGCACGCGGCGGGCGGAGGGGGGACCCGCUCGGGGCCGGGUCGCAGCUCUCGGCGCGGACCCGGGGCACCACACCGGAGUCCGCGGGCGCGCAGGAGGGGAGGGGCGACCCCUGUCCCCGCCCCGGGGGCGGAGCCGAGGUCCGAGCCUGCGGAGCCUGAGGCCCGCGGAAACACGCCCGGGUCGCGCUUCCCGGCCCCCCGCCCACCCCCUUUCGGGGAGACCUCACCCCCUCCCUCCGCCCGCCGCCCUCGAGACCCAGCCUGCAGGCCUCCGGCGCUGGGGCUCCGGCGCGGGUGCAGCUACCACCUGGUUGGCAUCAGCUUCUUUAUCCUGGGGCUGGGCACUCUCCUUCCCUGGAACUUCUUCAUUACCGCCAUCCCGUACUUCCAGGGGCGGCUGGUGGGGGCCAACAGCACUGCCGCGACCCUGCGCACCAACCACACGGGCCCCGCUGAUACCUUCAACUUCAACAACUGGGUGACGCUGCUGUCCCAGCUGCCCCUGCUGCUCUUCACUCUCCUCAACUCCUUCCUGUACCAGUGUGUCCCUGACACGGUGCGGAUUCUGGGCAGCCUGCUGGUCAUCCUGCUGCUGUUUGCCCUGACGGCAGCAUUGGUCAAGGUGGACAUGAGCCCUGGGCCUUUCUUCUCCAUCACCAUGGCCUCUGUCUGGUUCAUCAACUCCUUCUGUGCAGUUCUGCAGGGCAGCCUCUUCGGACAGCUAGGCACCAUGCCUUCCACCUACAGCACCUUCUUCCUCAGUGGCCAAGGACUGGCUGGGAUCUUCGCUGCUCUUGCCAUGCUCACGUCCAUGGCCAGUGGUGUGGAUGCCCAGACCUCUGCCCUGGGGUACUUCAUCACGCCCUGCGUGGGCAUCCUCAUGUCCGUCGUGUGCUACCUGAGCCUGUUCCACCUGGAGUUUGCCCGCUACUACCUGGCCAAGAAACCAUCACAGGCGCAAGGGCAGGAGUUGGAGACCAAAGCUGAGCUCCUCCAGCCUGAUGAGAAGAAUGGGAUUCCCAACAGCCCCCAGAAGGUGGCCCUGACUCUCGAUCUUGAUACUGAGAAGGAGCCAGAGGAGCCCCAGCAGCCAAGAAAACCUUCAGUUUUCAUUGUCUUCCAAAAGAUCUGGCUGACAGCGCUGUGCCUCGUGUUGGUCUUCACCGUCACCCUGUCUGUCUUCCCUGCCAUCACAGCCAUGGUGACCAGCUCUGCCAGUCCUGGGAAGUGGAGUCAGUUCUUCAACCCCAUCUGCUGCUUCCUUCUCUUCAACAUCAUGGACUGGCUGGGACGGAGCCUGACCUCUUACUUCCUGUGGCCAGACGAGGAUAGCCGGCUGCUGCCCCUGCUGGUCUGCUUGCGUGUUCUCUUUGUGCCACUCUUCAUGCUGUGCCACGUGCCCGACAGGUCCCGGCUGCCCAUCCUCUUCCCACAGGAUGCCUACUUCAUCACUUUCAUGCUGCUGUUUGCUGUUUCCAACGGCUACCUGAUGUCCCUCACCAUGUGCCUGGCACCCAGGCAGGUGCUGCCACAUGAGAGGGAGGUGGCCGGCACCCUCAUGACCUUCUUCCUGGCCCUGGGGCUGUCCUGCGGAGCUGCCCUCUCCUUCCUUUUCAAGGCGCUGCUCUGAAGUGCUCUGUCCAGGGCUCCCCUGCUGCCCUCCUCUCUGCCCACUGUGGAGCUGGGACCCAGCACAGGGAGACUGGCCAGCCGGGCUCAAGCUGGGCUGCAGCCCCUUGGUCUGGGGCUGCCCGGAGGAGACGGGUGCUGCUUUCUGUCCCCGGCUGGCAGCCCCUCGGGUUGCUGCAGGGAAAAAUUCACUACUGGUCAUUCCCUUGCCCAGGAUCGGGGCUGACUGGUGCAAGACAGGCUGUCUAGACAUGCACAAGAGCUCAUUGGCAAGGUGCCGACUGGGGAAGAGAGGCAUGGCGCAUCCUCACCAUCAGGAGUGCAUUUGUGAAUCGCAACAAACCCACUUGCUAAUUGCCGGGGAUCCGAGAUCACCAGCGGAGCCUUGCCAAGGGCGUGGGUGGUGCAGCCCCAGCGUCAGAUUCUGAGUGGGAGUGGGCACCAGCCCAGAGCAGGAGCUCCUUCUCCCCAGGCCUCAGCAAUCCCAGGGUCAAGGCUCUCGGACCCCAGGACAGAGGAUGCCAGGGAAGUUGAGGGCAACAGGGAGAAAGAACAGUUGUUAGGGAUCUGAGAGUGCUCAAGGGACCCUCUGGGCCUCAAACAGUGUCUUUGUUGCCAACACCGCUGUCUCCAAUCCCUAGAGCCCAGCUGGGCCUGGGCCCAUGAACUGCAGGCAGCCUGCAUGUGUGCACUGCACCUCACAGUCUUCAAAGGUCUUCCACACUUGCUCUCUCACUGAAGCCGCGCUGAGGUCCUUGGAGGGAGCCAGGCAGGGAUGGGGCUUCCCUUUGUACAGGUGAAAAAACUGAGUCCCCCAGGGAAAUGACUGGUCUUUGGCAGAGCCGGGACCCCCCUCCCUGCAGGUGCUGUUCUUACCUGCUCCCUGCUUCUCUUCUCAAAGGGCUCAAGGCAGGAGCCCUAAGCCCUUCACCUCUUUUGCUGUUUCUCCCUCUGACCCUGCUCCUGGGUCUAAUAACAACUGUCUUCAUUUGUAUAA
Molecule: messenger RNA, 3299 nt
Organism: Manis pentadactyla (Chinese pangolin)
Lineage: Eukaryota; Metazoa; Chordata; Mammalia; Pholidota; Manidae
Gene: SLC29A2
Product: solute carrier family 29 member 2
Exons: 13
Coding region: 495-2303 (602 amino acids)
Biological process (GO): nucleoside transmembrane transport; guanine transport; uridine transmembrane transport
Cellular component (GO): basolateral plasma membrane; plasma membrane
Molecular function (GO): nucleoside transmembrane transporter activity
Source: RefSeq, a predicted model, not a curated record